GUGUCUACAGGCUUUAAAAGCCAGGCGGGUCCCGGGCUGCCGGGCGGGGCGGGGCGGGGCAACCUGGGGGUCCUUGUGGGACAUUUGCCCGGCUCUUGGAGGGCGUGGGAGCCCCGGGGUGCGAUGCAAGGCAGCGGGCAGCGAACGAGUGUGGGAGGGCGGCUGGCGGUGUGGGAGUGUGCCGAUCUGGUGCUGCUGGACCGUCGCUUGGAGGCGGCGGCGGCGGCCCGGCACUACGCUGGAGCCCCAGCCACUGCUGCCGCGGGUCGGGUCGCCUACGCCGCCCCCAGUGGCCGCAACUGCGGCCACGGGGCCAAGGGGCCUGGCCUUCCCCGGGGCUAACUCUUGCCUUUCCUAAAAAUGCCGCUUCUCCUCGCUGGCCUUCCAUGAAAAAAAUAAUCGAGGGAAAUCAGAUGUAUUUUGCGGUUGGCAGCCGAGCGGCUGCGGUCGGCGCAAGCGUACGCGGCGGCGGGUGCCAAGCGAGUGGCACUGACUUAGUUCGCCCGCGCCCGGGGCCUGGCCAGGUGCUCCGCUACGCCCUCGCGCUCGACUGUGGCGGCCGCGCUGCCGAGGCCCGCGCCCUCCCGCCGUGUGAGCGAGGAGCAGCAGCCCACAGGCCUGAGGGUGAUGCCGCCACGCCGCCCGCCGCCGCCAGGGCUGUAGCCAGGACAGGAGCGGCGCCCCCGGGCCAGGCAGGCGACGGUCCUGACGGCGCUGCUGCAGGACGCCGCCGCGGCCCCGUCUCACCCCCCCUCCCCCCAGCCCUGCCCCGCCCCGCCCCGCCCCGCCAGGAAUGUUCCGCACGUGAGGCCCCGCGGCCCAGCCAGCCCAGCACAUCAAGGCGGCGGCGCCCGGGCCGCCCCCGCCGCCGGCCCUUCCCGCCGCCCCGCAGCCCCUCGGCCGCAAUGAGCUAAGCCGCCCCGGGCUGGGCCUCACGCAGCCGGGGCACGGCACGGCUGGGGCGGCGCCGCCCAGUAUUGACCCCGCGGCGCCGCGCCUCCUCCAGGGGCAGGGGCCGGGCGUCCCCAUGAAUUAACGGCGCAGCGGAGUGCUGUAAGCGGCGGCAGGAGGCGGGUGGGCGGGCCGGUGGCCGGCGCCGCGCCGCCACGCUGCGCCCCGCCGCGGGACAGCCCGGCAAGCCAAUGUCCUCGGGCACGGCUAUGGCCCGGCUGCAGCGAGGAGCCGCGGGAACUGACGAAGGCAACGACGAAGCGGCCAAGGCAAAAAAGGACAAAGACAAGAGUGAGAACAGUAGCGUCCGAACCCUUAACAGCGGGACGACCGGAGGAGGAGGAGGAGGAAGCCUAGGAGGAGGAGAGGAAGAAGGCGCAGGAGGAGAAGGAGGAGGAGUGGGAGGAGGAGGGAGCCCAACCACAACCACCACCACCACGACCGCCACCGCGAUCAAAGCCAACACCGUCGGGAGCGUGGCCCCCCGCGCCCCCCCGGCCACCACCAACACCACGGUGGGGGGCGGGGGCUCGUCGCACGGGGGAGGCGCCACCAACACCACCCCCAGCAGCGCCGCCGCCACCACCGCCGCCACCACGGGGAACAACAACAACCAGGCGCCGCCCCGGGGGAAGAGGUGUUGCUUCCUGUGGUGCUGCUGCUGCCGAUGCUCCUGUUUAAACGCGAAAACAGCGGACGAUCUUCGGUUUCGAAAGCAGGAUUUGUACAACGGAGACAACGAACCUCAGCCGACGAUAGAGGAGAUUCGGGCGUGGAGUGAAUCCUUCGAAAAACUUAUGACCUGUUCAAGCGGGCGCAAGGCGUUUCGGGACUUCCUCAAGCUGGAGUUCUCUGAGGAAAACAUUCUCUUUUGGCUGGCGUGCGAGGACCUCAAGGUGGAGAACAGCCCCGCCAUCAUUGAGGAGAAGGCGAGGAUUAUCUACGAGGACUACAUCUCCAUCCUCUCGCCCAAGGAGGUCUCGCUGGAUUCAAGAGUUCGCGAGAUCAUCAACCGGAACAUGGUGGACCCGACCCCUCACACCUUCGACGAGGCUCAGACGCAGAUCUACACACUCAUGCACCGCGACUCCUACCCGCGCUUCAUCAACUCCGCCAUCUACAAGCGGCUCGCCCAACUCAACAACAACGGGAGCAGCGGCAGCAGUCGUAAGGAGAGCGCGACAUAGGCACCCUCUCAGGCUCUCCGUGUCCCUGUUACUUAAGCCACGUGUGUUGUGCUGUGCUAACUCGUCAAGGAAUCGGUGGUGGAUAAGGUGGGACUAGAUGACCUCACGAGCUAUGCGAUGUGCGCCGUGUGACACUUCAUACAUUGGUGGCAGCGGUGGGAUUGGCGAGGGGAGUGCAAUUCGUGCUCUUCGUCAGUGGUGUGCUCUGUUAACUCCCUUAUACGGCGGUGGAUGGUGUAAGAGGAGGGAAGUCAUGCGUCCUCUCUAUGGAAGGUGGUCGGCGGCGCUCCCAUCCCCGCUAUAAAUGGUGGCAGCGGUGGGAUACGCGGGGAGUGCGCCGUGGCCUACGCUCUCUCCGUGCGGACCGUGUGCUCUCUUAACUCUUUGAUGCAAUGGUGUGGGAGGAUGGAUCCGUGCAAAGAGUGGACCGGCUGCUCUCUCCACGGGCAUGAGCUUCGUGUGAGUCUCCAGGCAGUGGUGGUGGCGGCGGCGGGAGUGACUUGAAGGGAGAGGGAAGGGCAUUCUCUCUCCCUCUCUCUCUCUUUCCCUACUGACAUGUGCUGUGCUGUCUUGCAAAAACUCAUAUGCAGUGCUCGGUUUGAAAUGCGUCUGUCUCUGUUUCCUUCUCUCCCUUCUCCUCCUCCUCCUCCUCACUCGGUUUGUUGUUUCUCUCUCUCUUUCUCUCGCCCUUCGUCGAAUCUAGGGACCACUUAGCGAUGAUGGUGACGAUGAGGUGGUGAAAGAUGGUGAGGAUGAUAGUCAAUAAGGUGAUGAAAGUGAUGCGAGGGGGAAUGUGGUCACAAGUCAAGUCAAAUAUUUAUACAUAUAUCUAUUAUUAUAUACAUACUGCUGUUCUGUAUUCAAGGUGAGAGAGAGAAAGAAAAAGAAAGAGAAUGAGGUACCUUUCUUCUCUUCCAGUCUCAUUUUCCAUCCCUUACUUCUCCUCCUCCUACCGUUUCCCCUCCUCUUCCUCCUCCUCCUCCUCCUCCUCCUCCUUCUCCCUCUCCAUCUCCUGCUGCUGCUGCUACUGAUACAAAGAGAGACACAGACUGGUAGACAAACUCCGUGAACCGGCGUGACAAAGAAAGGCAGAAAAAGCUCAAAGUGACGCGGAGUGAAAACAGACAUGCGAGGUGAUGGUGUUGCUAAGUUAACUGUACCAAAAAAAACAUAAGAAAACAAAACAAAGGGAAUAAACUAUGUAGUGUAGGCGUCGACGUGUCUGUCUUUCUCGUUUAUUUAUGAUUGUUUUAUUGUAAUACGUGUUUGUUUUUUUGUAUCCGCAUUUUCGUUGUUUUUCUUUUUUUCUUCGUCUUCUUCAAUUCGUGACUUUUUGGGCAUUGAGGAAAAAAGGAAGAAAGGAAGGAGAUAAUGGUGCAAUGGUAGACUUAAUGAAUGAAUCUCUUAAGCAAGCACAAAGGCUAUUAAUGUGUGGUAUUGGAUUCUGUGUAAAAAAAUGGAAUCCCCGAAAAUAUUUGAGAGAUGAAAAAGAGAUUGAAAAACAUGAGAGAGAAUGUCGAAUCUCAGUAACAAGUCCGUUCAGCACAAAGCUAGUUCAUGUGUGGUAUUGGAUUCUAUGUUAAAAGUGAAAUCCCCGAAAAUAUUUGAGAGAUGAAAAAGAAAUUGAAAAAAAUGAGAGAGAAUGUCGAAUCUCAGUAACAAGACCGUUCAGCACAAAGGUAGUUCAUGUGUAGUAUUGGAUUCUAUGUAAAAAAGUGAAAUCCCCGAAAAUAUUUGAGAAAUGAAAAAGAAAUUAAAAAAAAAUGAGAGAGAAUGUCGAAUCUCAUUAAUAAGUCUUCAGCACAAAGGUAAUUAUGUGUAGUAUUGGAUUCCAUGUUAAAAGUUAAAUCCCCAAAAGUAUAUGAACGAGAUGAAAGAAAUUGAAAAGUGGAAAGAAAAAACCGAAUCUCAUUUUAAAGUUUGUGAAAUACCUUGAAAAUGAAAAAGAAGAUAUCCUAUUCAAAUACAUACUUAAAAGGAAACCCACACAUAUACAUUACAUACAUACAUACAUACAUACAUACAGAGUGUCAGAAAAAAAGUGACAAUCGUGGAGAAUACAAAAUAAUGUGAAAAAGUAGAAAAAAUGAAAGAAAAACUAAAUUAGCGAAAUAUUUGACAGAGUGGGAAUCAGUUACCGAAAAUCAAGGAAUCAAGCAAUCAACCAACAAGCAAGAAAGAGGUGAAAAUCAAAGAAAAGUUAAAUAUGAAAAAAAGAAAGAAAGAAAGAAAGGAAGAAAGGGGAAUAAAAUCAAUAUCUCUUUUUUUAUGUGUUUCAACUCGAGUGAAGGAAAAAAUAACAAAAAGAAAAACAAACAAAAGCAGAGAAGAAACAAAACGAAGAAAAACUAAACAGCAAAACAAAAGAAAAACAAAAACAAGGGUGGCUGGAAAUCAAGAAAAAUCUCUCUAAUGUUGUUCUUUUUAUGUGUAUUUCAAACUCUCCAUUCAUCUUUGUGUUUCCGAGUGCGUGAGUGAGUGACCAAGUGAAGGGAUGUGAAGGCUCAGGUAUCGUACGCAACGUUGACCAAAGGAAGGAGAUGAACAUUCGUAGUAUCAAACGUUCGAGGCUUUUGUUAAGAACGUUUUCCAAGGCCAGAGAGGAGCUACAUCGGGGAUUCUCAUAAGUGUCUGUCCUGUUUCAAGUCCUGCAAAACUAAUACCUUCUUAAAUUACUAUACUCACUAGUUUUAUUCAACGUUUCUGGCUCUUGUUGCGAACGUUUCCAAGGCUAGAGGGAGUUACGUUGGGUUAUUAUGAGUGUUUUACCUGUUCAGAGCGCGGAGGUCUUGCAAAACUACCACCUCCUUAAGCUGUAACACACACACUCGUAUUAUUUAACGUUUCUGGCUCUUCUUACGAACGUUUUACAAGGCAUAAGAGAAGCAACGUCGGGUUCUCAUGAGUGAGUGUCACGUUCAAAGCGCGGAAGUCUUGCCAAACUACCUAGGCUCAGGAAACCACCCUUGGAAACCUCGACAACUUCUACAAGAGCCUAAACACAUGUACUAAGGCUUUGAAUCUUUAAUAAUAUGGAUUUUUAUGCCCCGUUCACACCGCGGAAGUCUUGCCAUACUACCGCCAGGCUCAGGAAACCACCCAUGGGAACCCCCGACAAAUUCUUCAACGAGGGCCUCUAGAAAUUGAUGGACCAGGCCUUCGAAGGGUUUGAUAUUACGUACCAUGACGCUGUACGGUAAUUAAGGACCAGUGUACGAUAGAGAGGUAUGACGCUGUUCGAAAAGAGAGUGAAAAGAUGUACGAUGCUGCCCUCACAUCAUACUCACGGAUCAUCGUAGUAACAUUCCAAGUAUUAUAGUGAACGAGAGCGAGAGAGCGAGAGCGAGAGAGAGAGAGAGAGAGAGAGAGAGAGAGAGAGAGAGAGAGAGAGAGAGAGAGAGAGAGAGAGAGAGAGAGAGAGAGAGAGAGAGAGAGAGAGAGAGAGAGAGAGAGAGAGAGAGAGAGUGUGUGUGUGCAUUUAAAGAGCUAAUUCACUUCACUCAUAAGCUUAGAACUAAAUCUUUUGUACUAUUGAAAUACAUAGCAAGUUUUACGUAGCUGACCAUUAUAAAGAUGAUGAUGAUAAUGAUAAUGAUGAUGAUGAUGAUGAUGAAGAGCAUAUUCCACACGUAGUAUAUGCAAUCCAAUCCCAUAACCCGCAUUUAAAUCCUCUCUAAAUACGUGUUGGGCAUCAGUGCUUGUUAUGAUAAGGUGUUGGAUGCCAAGUUCGAUGAGGAUCACGAAUUUAAAACGCUUGGAAAAAUAGAGAAGAUAAGGUAUUGGAUCCUACGUUCGAUUAGGAUCACAAAUUUAAAACGCUUGGAAAAUAGAGAAGAUAAGGUGUUGUAUCCCAAGUUGAAUUAGGAUCACGAAUUUAAAACGCUUGGGAAAAUAGAGAAGAUAAGGUGUUCGAUCCCAAGUUGAAUGAGAUCACGAUUUUGAAUACGACUAAAAAUAUAAAUGAAAUGUAAAUAUAAAUGAAAUGAUAAUCAGAAAACCCCGAAUCUAUCAUAUACGAAGUUGAAUUAGGAUCACGAAUUUAAAAAGCCUGGAAAAAUAGGGAAGAUAAGGUGUUCGAUCCCAAGUUGAAUGAGAUCACGACUUUGAAUACAACUAAGAAUAUAAAUGAAAUGAAAGUAUAGAGGAAAUGAUUAUCAGAAAACACAAAAUCUAUCAUAUGCCAAGUUGAAUUCAAUCACGACUUUGAAUACGACUAAAAAAUAAUAAAUGAAAUGAAUAUACGAAUAAAAAAAUAUAAACGAAAUGAAAAGUGCAAAUCCCAAACGUGUAAUCUGUGAAAAUAAUAUCAAUUCAUCUAUAAAAAGAGAGAUAGAGAGAGGAAAAGAGAGAAAGUGAGAGAGAGGAUACAUUGUUUUAAGAGAAAGAAAAUAAGAAAGAGAGAAAGAAUAGCCCGAGAUCUUGUAUUUUCAUUUAUUUUGUCUUUAUUUAUUUAUGUAUUUAUUAUCAUUAUUAUUAUUUCUAUUAUUAUUAUUAUCAUUAUUAUUAUCAUUAUUUUCUUCCGUGGCCGAGUGGUAAUGUGGAAAAAACAACAAAAAAGAAGGAAAAGAAGAAUAUUACCACCAAGAGUCAUGAUCUGAGGAGGAGGAGGAGGAGGAGGAAGAGGAAGAGGAGGAAGAGGAGGAGGAGGGGGGAGGAGGAGGAGUGAAUGAGUGCGUGUGUGUGUUUGUGUGUGCGUGUGAGUGUUCAGGCUAACACACACACACACACACACACACACACACACACACACACACACACACACACACAGGCGGGAAAGAACAGUCAUCCAGUCAGUCAGUCAGUCAACCAGCCAGUCAGUCAGUCAGGCCCGCCAAGGCACCCAGCUAGUCAGUCAGCCAGCCAGUCAGUCAGUCAACACAUCCACUCAUCCAGUCAGCAAGUUAACUAGUCAUUCAGCCAGUCAGUGAGUGAGCCAGUUACUCUCUAUGCAUUCAUCCAUCUAGUCAGUCAGUCAGUCAACCAGUCAACUGAAAACCUCAACCAUUCAUCCAGUCACCCAGUCAGUCAGUUAUAAGUCAGUCAACCAAACACACACACACACACACACACACACACACACACACACACACACACACACACACACACACACACACACACACACACACACACACACACACACAGUUACCCAGUCAGUCAGUCAAUCAGUCAGCCAAUCAGUCAAUCAGUUACACGUCACCUUGUCAGUUAGUCAGCCAGUUAAGUCACCUAGUAAGUUAGUCAGUCUCCCAGUCAGUCAUUUUCAAGUUAAACAGUCAUCCAGUCAGUCAGUCAGUCAGUCAGUCAGCACCCCUUCCUACCCACAUCACACUCACACCCACACACCCACACACACACACACAACCCCCCUAAAAGACCAUCUCCUCCUCCUCCUCCUCCUCCUCUUCUCCUCCAAGCUGUUCCGUUGGGUGUAGUGUAAGUUCCCCGCCCCCCAGCUUCCCCCAGCCCCCCGUGGCCAGCCGAGGCAUGGGUUGGGUGCCCUGGGAGUGCCUGGGGAGCCACUGGUGCCACACACGUAUGCCAAAGACACGCCUCUAGUCCCGAAUCCACAAACACCGUAUUGAAUUGGACACAGUGAUUGCUAUUUUUAAAGGGGUGUUCGCCAGUCUGUACGCGGUUUUCCAGUGCCCCCGUCGGCCAUUCUGUACGCACGUUUCAAGGCGUUACUAAUGUUAGGGAGCAAGAGAAGGUAUUUGUGGGAAUUUGGUUCAGUUUGGGAUGCGAAAAAAAGUGGAGUUGAAUUGAAAGUUAAUUUGUGUAUGUUCAUUAGUGUUAUUAUUAUUACUAUUAUUAUUAUUAUUAUUAUUAUUAUUAUUAUUAUUAUUAUUAUUAUUAUUAUUGGCGUUGUUGUUGCUAUGGCUAUUAUUAAUCUUUAUUCUGUUAUUUUUCUUCUCUUUAUUUUUCUACUUUAGGCAAAUAUGAACCUUUAUUCUUUGUCUUUAUUAUUUUUAUUUUUAAUUUCUUUCAUCUUUAUUUCUACUUUAAGGCAGUUACGAACCUUUAUAUUAUGGCUUCCUUUCUUUUCUUAAUUUUUAUCUUCGUGAGCCAAUUUUCAAGGAUAGUUUUUCAUCCCCAACGCGCGUACUGAUUGGAGAGCGGCGUACGAUAAUUCUGGGUUCUUUUUCUCUUUAUUUAUCCACGUACGGUAAUUUUCAAGGAUAGUUUUUCAUCUCCAACGUGCGUACUGAUUGGAGAGCCACAUACGAUAAUUCUGGGUUCUUUUUCUCUAUUUAUCCACGUACGGUAAUUUUCAAGGGUAUUUUUUCAUCCCCAACGUGCGUACUGAUUGGAGAGCCACGUACGAUAAUUCUGGGUUCUUUUUCUCUAUUUAUCCACGUACGGUAAUUUUCAAGGGUAGUUUCUCAUCCCUAACGUGCGUACUGAUUGGAAGGCCGCGUACAAACUGGCGAACACCCUUAACAAAACACCGUAAAGUAACACCGUAAAAAAAUACAUAACCGUAAGUCUCACAAAAAAACAAAACCAACUCACUGACGAUGACGAUGAUGACGCUGAUGAUGACGCUGAUGAUGCUGAUGAUGAUUUUAUGGAUUAUCAUUACAUAUACAGUGUAUAUGUUUACUGUUAUUAAUGCUAGAUCUAUAUUCCAAAUAAUAUAAUUUUAAUGUCAUAAAUAAAUAAAAAUUGAUGAUUACGAUGAUCUUGAGCCGUGUAGCAAUAUUUGUCUCGUGUGGGAGCGACGCUGUGUGUGUGUGUGUGUGUGUGUGUGUGUGUGUGUGUGUGUGUGUGUGUGUGUGUGUGUGUGUGUGUGUGUCCCUCCCCCAGUUCUCGACAUGAAGGGGGCAUUUCCAGGGGGGCAGCGCUCCACCUGGCCAUCUCAGAGUGCGUGCGUGCGUGCGUGCGUGUGUGUGUGUGUGUGCGCGUGUGGUGUGUGUGUGUAUGUGUGCGAGUGUGUGUGUACGUGUGUGUGUAUGUGUGCGUGCGUGGCGGCAAGUCGCUUCACCCUAUUCCGUUUAAGUAUUUUUCCAUAAGAACAAAAAAAUGAAAUACCGGUGUACUUUUCCAGACUAAAUAGGUUACCGAUGUAUAUAGUCAUGUAGAUACAGAGCGAACACUUAACCCUGAAUAGCUAGGUAGCGUAUGUGCAGGUACCCUUCCCCUAUCCCUAACCUGACGUCGAACCUCCCUAUCCUCAACCCUGCUCUACCCUUUACCCCUCUGCAAGCCUUCCCCUUUCUCUUUCUUCAUCCCUAACCUUACCUCAAUCCCUGCCUCCUUUCCCUUUACCCCUCUGCAAGCCUUCCCCUUUCUCUUUCUUCAUCCGUAACCUUACCUCAAUCCCUGCCUCCUUUCCCUUUACCCCUCUUCAAGCCUAUCCCUUUCUCUUUCUUCAUCCCUAACCUUACCUCAAUCCCUGCCUCCUUACCCUUUACCCCUCUUCAAGCCUAUCCCUUUCUCUCUCUUCAUCCCUUACCUACCUCGGACCUCUAUUACCUCAAUUCCUACCUCCCUCCCCUUUACCCCUCUUCAAGCAUUCCCCUGCCUCAAUCUUCAUACCUUACCGUACCCUCCCUUCCUCCCUUUCCCUUCCCUUUUAUAUCCCUUCUCCCUCCCUUAACCAAUGCCACAGCUCUGUGAAUCUCCCUUUAAUAUGUUCUAUCCUACACUUGAUCUUCUUUUCUACUCUUCCUCCUCCUCCUUUUCCUCCUCCUCCUCCAGUUUUCUCUCGUUUUCCUCUUCCUAUUCUUUUUCCUUCUCCUCCUCCUUCGUUUCCUCCCUUCCCAUAGUCGCUUUUUUUUCCUCUUUCUUCUCCUACUCUGCUGCUUCCUUGCCUGUCUUUUUCAUCCCUCCUCCUCCUCCUCCUCCUCCUCCUCCUCCUCCUCUUCUUCUUCCCCCCCUCCCCAGUUCACCUCAAGGGGAGUUAGUCGCCCCCAGUGUGUCAAAUGGGGAAGGUGGGACUGAACACACACACACACACACACACACACACACACACACACACACACACACACACAUGGAGUCAAACGUGGUAUUUAAGAAUAUGGAAAACACACACACACGCACACGCACAAACAAACAAACAAACAAACAAAAAAGAUGAAAAUAAAGCCAAAAAAACUGCCACCGUGAGAGAGAGAGAGAGAGAGAGAGAGAGAGAGAGAGAGAGAGAGAGAGAGAGAGAGAGAGAGAGAGAGAGAGAGAGAGAAUGAUAGUGGCAGGCUUAAGGGAACACGAUAACACACACACACACACACACACACACACACACACACACACACACGCACACACACGCCCUGUAGAAGCAACACGCACACGCCCACGCCCAACACUGCCAUCGCCACGCCCUCACAGCCACGGGAACACUGGAUGUCACAAACCCGGCUAACCAACACACGAACACACUAACACACUCGGAAAUAUAGUCACUUUCCCGAAAAAACAAAAAAAUGGAAAAAAUAACACGAAUCUACAGAAAUAUAUAACAUAUCUACAGAAAAAAAACCAUAAAACUACAGAAAUAAAUAACACAGAUCAAUAGAAAAACAUAAAUCUACAGAAAUAAAUAACAGAGAUCUACAGAAAAACAUUAAUCUACAGAAAUGAAUAACAGAGAUCUACAGAAAAACAUUAAUCUACAGAAAUGAAUAACAGA
Eriocheir sinensis (Chinese mitten crab) is the source of this 10770-nucleotide messenger RNA. RefSeq names its product regulator of G-protein signaling 20-like. Bases 1143 to 2138 code for a protein of 331 amino acids. NCBI's taxonomy places the organism in Eukaryota, Metazoa, Arthropoda, Malacostraca, Decapoda, Varunidae. The record is from RefSeq and is a predicted model, not a curated record. The transcript is spliced from 6 exons.